Messenger RNA from Dentiscutata heterogama, 151 nucleotides. Lineage: Eukaryota; Fungi; Glomeromycota; Glomeromycetes; Diversisporales; Gigasporaceae. The record is from the annotation of a GenBank genome assembly.
GGAGUCCUUCCAUUUCCAUUCUAUUGGGAGUUCUAUUCCAAUUUUGCUUCUUCGAGAGUUCAAUUACACUUCUUCGGAUUUUUUGUCGAAGCCACUUGACUUUGAAAAAGAAGUCGUUUACGUUAUCUUUGACUGUGAAGAGAAGAACUAA